Entrophospora candida is the source of this 222-nucleotide messenger RNA. The record is from the annotation of a GenBank genome assembly. Lineage: Eukaryota; Fungi; Glomeromycota; Glomeromycetes; Entrophosporales; Entrophosporaceae.
UAUAACCAUAUAAUGUUGUAUAAUCAACUACUAUAUUAUUCAUACCUAUUCGAUUAUGAAAAAUUGAAAAAUCUAAAUCCAUCUUUAAACUUUGUAAUGUUUAUUAAAGAUGAAACUGGUAAAAAAAAUUUUGAAUUAUUAAAAACAACAGUUGAUGGUUAUCUGACAAAAUGUGCAACAAGAUAUGUAGAUCUUGGAAGUUUAUUCAAAUCUUUAUCCUAA